UUUAAACCCUCCCAAACAAUUCCCACAAUAUUCAACCCCCCAAAAUUUUCCUUCUGUUUCCUUCCAGUUUUCCUUCCUCCCAAACAAGAAAAUGUCUUUCCCCCCUUUUCUCUGUUUUUUUUUCUUCGUUUCUUUCCUUCCACUUUCCACUCCUCUCACUUCAUCCCCUUACCUUUCCCCCACUAUCUUCCAUCCAAAUUACCAAAAAAUGACCCAAAACUUCAAAAUUUACGCUUACCCACCUCCGGAAACGUUGUCGUUUGACUCCCAAGUUGAAUCCCUCUUUUACUCUUCUCUUAUCCACAGUCACUUCAUUACUCAAAACCCUGAAGAAGCCCAUUUGUUCUUCAUCCCUUUCUCUUUCCACUCCGGCCUUUCCGCACGCGCCGCCGCGUAUGUUGUUGGAAAUUACCGUACGGAGUUUAUUUAUUGGAAUCGGACUCUUGGAGCUGAUCAUUUUUUCCUUUCCUGCUCUGGUAUUGUUCACGGUGCGGACCGGAAUGUUGUGGAGUUGAAGAAGAACUCGGUUCAGGUCUCGUGUUUUCCGACGACGGCUGGGUUGUUUAUUCCUCAUAAGGAUGUUAGUUUACCACCACUUGCUAACGUUCACGCUCCGGUACACGCGCCGGGUAGAAAGAGCUCGAGUUAUUUAGGUUACGUGAAGUAUAAUUGGGUUAAAGAGUCGAAUAUAAAGGAACAGCUUUUAGCUGAUCCCGAGUUUGAGGUUGAAUCUGAACCGUCGGAUCAGGUGACUUAUGAGGAAAGACUUGCCGGGAGUAAGUUUUGUUUGUUCGAGUACGGACCGGAGAUAUCGGCGAUCGGUGAAGCGAUGAGUUUCGGGUGUGUGCCCGUGGUGAUUACUGACCGUCCGAUCCAGGACUUGCCGUUGAUGGAUUUGCUUACGUGGCAACAGAUCGCGGUGUUCGUGGGAUCAAGCGGUGGAGUUAAUGAGAUCAAGAGGGUUUUGGGGCGAGUGGUGAUGGCAGAGUACGAGGAUAUGAGGGAAUCAGCUGCGGUCGCGAGUAAGCAUUUUGUGUGGAACGAUACGCCACAGCCGUUUGAUGCAUUCCAUAUGGUGAUGUAUCAAUUAUGGUUGAGAAGACAUACCAUCAGAUAUGCUGAGAGAGAAUGGGCUUAAGAGAGCUUAAGGAUUGAAAGAGUUUUAGCCCGUUGAUUUGUUGUUGACUUCUAAACUUUGCACGGUGGUGAUCACGUAAUUCUUUUGUGAAUUAAUUUUAUAAAAAUAAGAACUAAAAUAAAGUUCCACAUUGAAAUCAUUAAAACCAUUGUUGGUGAUUGGGUUAUCCAUUCAGGUUUAAUGGUAAAGGGAUUAGAAAAAAUAUGAGACUUAAAAGAUUGGAUUUAAGUUUGAGUU
Messenger RNA from Gossypium raimondii (Peruvian cotton), 1375 nucleotides. Its product is annotated as probable glycosyltransferase At5g11130. Gene Ontology annotation, molecular function: glycosyltransferase activity. NCBI's taxonomy places the organism in Eukaryota, Viridiplantae, Streptophyta, Magnoliopsida, Malvales, Malvaceae. The coding region runs from base 92 to 1138 and encodes 348 amino acids. The transcript has a single exon. The record is from RefSeq and is a predicted model, not a curated record.